Molecule: messenger RNA, 1080 nt
Organism: Emys orbicularis (European pond turtle)
Lineage: Eukaryota; Metazoa; Chordata; Testudines; Emydidae
Product: fibrinogen-like protein 1-like protein
Exons: 4
Coding region: 1-1080 (359 amino acids)
Cellular component (GO): membrane
Source: RefSeq, a predicted model, not a curated record
AUGGCAUAUAUCACGUUGGUAGAUGUGCAGGUGAACGAGCCCCUGAUGGUGUGGCUGAUGUGCCUGGACACACACAACCUGCACAUCUUCAAGAGAUCCAUCGCUAAUAUCACAAAGACAGCUCCAAAGGCAUUUGAAGCUGGUCAAAUCCGGCUGGUGAAUGGCCCCACCCACUGUGCUGGGCGGGUGGAAAUUCUGUACAACAAUGUCUGGGGCACUGUGUGUGAUGACAGCUGGGACUUAAAUGAUGCAUCAGUAGUGUGUCAGCAGCUGGGCUGUGGGGCCGUGGUAUCGGCACCAGGCAUAGCUCACUUUGGACAAGGAUCUGGUCCCAUCCUACUGGACGAUGUUAAUUGCAGAGGAGGAGAAUCUGCCCUCACAGAGUGCACCUUAAAGCCUUGGGGAGACCACAACUGUAACCAUGCAGAAGAUGCCAGUGUGGUGUGUUCAGCCAAGCCCAAGGACUGCAGUGAGAUCCCCUCAGGCAGCCCCAGCGGCAUCUACCUCAUCCAGCCCACAGGACUGCACCAGCUCGUGGUGUACUGCAACAUGAACGAAACAGCCGGGGGCUGGACGGUCCUCCAGCGGAACCGGCACGACACACAGAUCACCUGGGCUGAGUCCUGGAGCACCUACAAGUACGGCUUUGGCAACGUGCACAAUGACUACUGGCUGGGGACGGAGUACAUCUAUCGGAUCGCCAAGCAGAAGGUCUACCAGGUCAGGUUUGUCAUCCACGAUUCAUCCGGCACCAUGAAAUACGCAGACUACAACCUCUUCGGUCUGGAAGACGAGUCCAAAGGCUACAGGCUGAGGCUGGGCUCUUACACUGGGACUGCAGGGGAUGCCAUGACUUCAAACAAUCCUAGCACCAUGCAUGACAACAUGAAGUUCUCCACAAAAGACCUGGAUCAGGACACUAACAGUGGGAACUGUGCGUCUAGCUCUGGUGGGGGCUGGUGGUACUCGGCUUGUUAUUCUGUUCUACUGAACGUCAAAGGGAGCGUCACUUGGGGUGGUUUCUGUAGUGGGAACUGCCAAGCCUCUGCCAUCCUCAUCAAACCAGCAUCCUACUGUUAG